GCGGCUAAACGUUCUUUUGGUCCUACGGGUCGAGUGGGAAAGUCGACUAGGGUUAAGCCGUCACGGUCGAAGACGAUGGAGGGUAAGGUGAAGGGAAAGAUGCAUGGGAAGACGCAGAGUCCACCACCGUCUCCUACGGAGUGACCCCCUGAUCAGCCCUAUCGUUACCUUGGUUGUGAGCCCCGAGGAGCGUCUGUUCGUGGCUCACGAAGACAUCCUUUCUAGGGCUCCCUUCUUCGGUGCGCUGCUCAAGGACCAGUUCGCAAAGGACAACACCAACAAGGUGGUGAUCUUACCAGAGGAGGAGCCCGAGAUCCUGUCUUGCAUCCUCGAGUUCCUAUACAAAGGGGACUACUUCCCCCGUCUCCUGCGCAACAAAACCCAAGAUGGGUGGGAACUCGAGAACGCCCAGCAAGACCCCACCGUGCCCCCCGGCUACGGCAGCCGCGGAUCUAGCGAAGCGACCAUCACGCUCUCCGCCACAAAGGAGGUCGUCCUCCGCGACACGGCGGUCUACUGCGCGGCAGAAAGGUACGGCAUGGAGGACCUCAAGCGUCUUGCGCUUCGCAAGCAAGGCCUCCAGACCGGCCUACCCGUCGGCGUGAUCCUGCAAUCUGCGCGCUAUGCCUACGACAACACGCCGGACACGGAGUACCAGCUGCGGGCGCGGUACUUGGCUAUGAUUAUUCGAACUCGCCAGAUCUUCAAGACCAGUGGAACCAUGCAGUUUGAGAUGGAAAUGGGGCACAGGUUCUUCUUUGACUUGUUUGUGGCUAUGUGUAACCAUAUGGAUGAUAUGGAGCAGUCUCCUAUGGACUAAUCCCCGAUUCUCCAAGUCGCACAACCGGCCACAACAAAGACACCCCAGACCUACCUACCCAUUUUCGCAAAGUCUCAACUAAAACGCAAAAAAAAACCAAAAAAGGACAAAAGAAAAGAACAAAAAAAAGUCUCGCAACCCAAACAAACCAAAGCAGCCACGCGCCAUGCCAUACAUGCCAUACCAUGCCAAAUCCCAGAAUGCCAGUCAAACAUGGUAACGAAUGAUGAAUGACCUCUUGUCACUUCUUGUCAAUCCUUUGUUAAUAAUACUGCAUUCGCUUCGAGGUUGGCCGAAACUACCUUUUUAAUGAAGCCAUGCGCCUGCUAUUUGUUGCUCCAAGCGAAUGAUUCUUUUUUAUAUAUUUUUCUUUUCGUCGCAAGUCAAACUGCUGUCGCUCCUUGAUCUGACUGGUUUUUAUGUAUCUAUCUGUUCUUUUCUGCUUUUCUGCGUG
Messenger RNA from Aspergillus campestris IBT 28561, 1274 nucleotides. RefSeq lists its product as uncharacterized. The record is from RefSeq and is a predicted model, not a curated record. The transcript is spliced from 4 exons. Lineage: Eukaryota; Fungi; Ascomycota; Eurotiomycetes; Eurotiales; Aspergillaceae. Gene Ontology annotation, molecular function: protein binding. The coding region runs from base 104 to 820 and encodes 238 amino acids.